UUCCACUCAAAGUCUCAAACCACCUAUAUUCGACAAAUCCGGUUUUAACUUCCUAGUCAGAUUAAAACAACAUUCGAAGAAAGAAGCAGAAAAUUCAGGGGUUUCUAUGGAACACUCGCUACAAAUGCGCUAUUCCCUCUUAUCCAUUUUACUAUACUAAUCUUCUUUUUUCUGUUUUACUAUUUUUAUAUUGCAUGAAUCCUUUGAGUGGGUGAAUGAACUUACAUACAUUCUGAUUUGCUAGUGGGCAAGACUUUCCUUUAAAACAAUAAAAAACAAUGUUAAAAGAUAGUACCAACAAAUUCAACGAAAGAACAAGAACCUUCAAAGAAACUUCCCAACCUGUUGAGAAGUCAUUGUUUUUUUCAAAUGGUCUAACCAAUUGAUCUUUUCUUGUUUUCUCCGCUAAUCAUUUUUCAUUUCUUGAUUGUUUUUUGAGAAAAAUCAUACAAUAAUCAUUUCUAAAAAUCAACUUUCUUGGGCCUAUUUGUUCAUUUUUCAUUCCCUAACUCAACAUGUGUGUUUUUGGGGGACCUCAAUUGAUGUGUUAAUCCAGAAAUCUUUAACAAGGUGAAGUUUUUGGCUUUGUGGGGUGUAUAGAUUUUCUUCUCAGAUCAUUGAUGCAAUUGGAUAAUGAGGUAUUGGAUUUGGGGUUGAUAAUUAAGUAUUAGAAAUGUGCUUAUUCUCCUUUGUUAGCAUGUUAUGAGAUUGAAUUCUUCAUUUGCAUGAAUUCCUUGAGGGAAAAAUGUUAAUGUGCUUAGGCUAAUUUUUUCUUUUGUUGGGGAAAAUACUGAUAAUACUGUUUUCAUGAGUUCUCUACAUUUCUGCCUAUCUUGAUUUGUGUCAUCAUUGCUGGUUUAGUCUGGGAGUUUAAGUAGAUAUCCAUAUUGAAUAUUGUUUAGGUUAUUGAGGGUUGUUUUAUUAUUUUUUGGAUUAAACAAGUUGGCUGAGGAGCGAUGGAACUUAGUCGCGAAGAUUUGAAUGUAGAGGGAGAGGGAGAAGGUGAGGAAAUAGAUAGAGAACCGACCUCACGAGCACAUAUUAGGGACAAUGGUUACAAUAACACUCGAUAUAUUGGUGCUGUGAGGCAAAAAGCUUAUAUCUUUGAUGGAGAGGGGAAUUAUUUUAAUAAGGAAUGGGAUUUAUCAGAGGGUAGAGGCAAAGAAUUUUGUUGGUACCAUGUUGAGCUUCCAAAGUGGAACCAGAGACUCUCACAAUCUGCACAGUAUCUUAUUGAUGUACUUUGUCCCCCUAUGAAGCUCCAAGACAUUUUGUCACUUGUUAGCAAUGGACCCUUUUGUGGACAUGUCGAUGGGGCUCUUGUGUUUCGAGUUAAUUCACCUGGCCCCGCAUCAAGCAAAUUUACAUUUAGAAUUGCAGCAAGAGUUACCGAAAAUUCAGUGAUCACCGUGUCAUUAGGCCGUGUUCCGAGAUUGGGUUUCUCCCCGGUAAAUCAGUCCCUUCUGUCAGAGGUUCCCAUUGUGGAAAGUCCAAGUAAUGGUGGUGGAGAAAUGAAGGAAAGGGGUGGGACUGUUAUCAGAGAGCAUGUUCUUGAUUUUCUGUUGAUGAUGAAUCAUUCUGAGGAAGCUGAUAAUCCUGUACCUAAAUCUGUGUCAAAUCUCGUCGUUCACAUCGUAGACACACAUGUGGAUCACCUUCAAGAUGUUGUGACGAAGCUGGAGAUUGAGUUGGACUCAAUGGAGUUGGAAUUGGACAAAGGCGGUUUUGCUUUAAAGAAACAAUUGCUGGAUGAUAGAAGAUUCCCGAAGAUGCAUCUUGACCUGCAGCGCCUCCUCCAGGUGAUUGCACAUGGGGAGCAAGUAUUUCCACGAGUCAAGGAGAAAUGUUCUUCAAAAGGUUGGUUUGCCAGCGAUGACAUCAACUCACUUGAAGAGUUAAUUGGUCGGCUGAGAAGACUAAAGGAGAAUGUUGGGUUUAUCGCCAAUCGUGUUACAGCAAUUCAGGCAGGUCUUGACAGUUGGCAGUCUGAGCAGAUAAAUAAAAAACUUUACUAUCUUUCCUUCCUCUCCAUCGUCUUUCUUCCUUUAUCAGUAGUAACUGGAGUGUUCGGGAUGAAUGUUGGAGGUGUACCUUGGACCAAUCAAAGAGAACCUGAGUUGAAGGAAGGAUUCCGCAAUGUUAUGUUGUUGUGUGUGGUUCUGCUUCUAUUGGUUCUCCUCUGCUUCCUUUUUCCCGCGCUUUAUAGUCAUGUAAUGGCUUGGAAGAGAAGGCGAGACAUGAAAAGAAGCUGGUCUCUCAACCGAAGAUCCUUCCUUAGAAGAAGUACAGGCGUUAGGGAAAGAAAUGAAAAGGGAGGUUACUUGAGGCUAUACUGAGAUGAAAGUGGUAGGCAAAUCAAAGCAGUUCUUUUCUUCGUAUCUUUCUCCAACAUAAAUCAAUUUUGGCAAUAAUUCUGGCUUGGUAUGGUUUUCUUCUUUCGAGAUGUACAUAUAAUCACAUGUUCCACAUUGGAAUUUUAGUUGAAGGGUCUCCUUACAUUCCCUGAAAACACAAAUUCCCACACGAUUAUAGUGUUACUUUGAAAGGCGGUGGAUGUAAUAGCGAGUCGAAGGAGAGCCAAUGUUUUGCCAAUUCCUUCCUUUGUUUUACUAACUCUUGUGCUUGUAUAGAGAAUUCCUUUGUUAUUACAAUGUGACUGUUCUUUCUUUUA
Molecule: messenger RNA, 2671 nt
Organism: Lycium barbarum (goji berry)
Lineage: Eukaryota; Viridiplantae; Streptophyta; Magnoliopsida; Solanales; Solanaceae
Exons: 4
Coding region: 957-2336 (459 amino acids)
Biological process (GO): transmembrane transport; metal ion transport
Cellular component (GO): membrane
Molecular function (GO): metal ion transmembrane transporter activity
Source: RefSeq, a predicted model, not a curated record